GAAAAAAUAACUUUAGUGAAAAGUUUGUAAAGAUCAUAAAAUAAGCCUAGAAUGAUUUAAAAUAAAUUUUAAAGAGAGUUCAUAGUUUUUAAAAAGCAAGAAUAGAAGCACUUGUAUCCAUGUUUUUAUCAAUUCUGCUAGAAUUCUGAGUAAUUAAGGGAAAAUAUCUCACUUUCUAAUGAACCCCUGCGUUUGUGUGCGCGCACGCAUGCGUGCGCCCGCCACUUCGUCCCCUGCGCGCUCCCGCAGCCCGCACACUCCAGCCAAUCAGAGCGCGGCAUUCCGUGUCGGAGGAGCAGCAAUGGCGGAAACAAUGAAGCCGAGUGGAGAUCACGCUCCUCCCAGCGAGCCCACCAACAUGUCCAGCUACAAGGAAUGCGUGGAUAUGAUACUGAAGCUGCUUGCAGACUUCGGGAAAGAGCUGAAAUUAGGUGAGGCUGCUUUAAGAAUCGAAGUCGACUCCUCUGCUGUGAACCUCCAGUCAUGUCCUGCUGCUCAUGUCCACAGCUGUUUGCAAGACCACAUCACAAAAUUACAGACCGCUUCAGAAAGCCUCAAGAUGCUGGCAAACGCUGACGGCGAUGCAUCAUCCGUGCAGGACAGCACAUCAGAUGACGUCGUCACCUCAUCUUCAGCCAGAGAGCAGACGGCGGCGCCCUCGGAGCAGCAUCCGCACGGCGGCGAGGCUGCGGAGAGCAAGGCGACGUCUGAUGAUGUCAUGAUUCAGAUCAGAGCCGGGAAGUCAGAGAUUGAACGAAGAAUAUCUGCAUUUAUGGAACGCAAGCAGAUGGAGAUCAAUGAAAACAAUGUGCGCGAGUUUUGCAACGUGAUCGACUGCAAUCAGGAAAACAGCUGUGCCAGAACAGAUGCAGUGUUCACCCCUUACCCGGGGUUUAAAAGCCACGUAAAAGUCACGCGGGUCGUAAACGCAUACGGGCCCCAGACCCGCGGUGGGGGACGCCAAGGGGAGGCGGCGGAGCAGCUGCGGGGGACAAUGCUAAGAGACUGUGGAAAUUCAGCCAUUGAAGAGCGUCUUCAAAAUAUCGAGAGUCAUCUGAAACUCCCAACAGUCGGUCCAGUUCCGGUGAGCGUUUACCACAGACUCAAGAAGGUGGAGGAUCGUAUCCUGGAGUUGGAGGGACUCUCACCCGAGUACUUUCAGUCCACGAGUCACCUGCACAAGCGGCCAAAGACAUCCGCCGCUCAGACCUGCAGCUUGACAGAGCUGGAUGAGAAGAUAAGCGCAGUGAAAGCAGCGCUGCUCAAAAGAGUGACAGAUUUUGGGCCCGGAUACGGGACGGAGUGUCCGCUGUGAUGUAUGUUUUGGCAGGAGAAUCAUCUCCUCUGUAGCAUCAGCUUCUUCUUUUUUUUUUUUAAUUUUUGCACCUCAUCACAUCAUUCCCAGCGCAUCCAUGUAAAUGAAAAACACACUUAAACAUUAUCUUUGUUGU
Messenger RNA from Salarias fasciatus (jewelled blenny), 1451 nucleotides. RefSeq names its product MAP3K12 binding inhibitory protein 1 (gene mbip). The transcript has 9 exons. The record is from RefSeq and is a predicted model, not a curated record. NCBI's taxonomy places the organism in Eukaryota, Metazoa, Chordata, Actinopteri, Blenniiformes, Blenniidae. The coding region runs from base 179 to 1315 and encodes 378 amino acids.